Molecule: messenger RNA, 1326 nt
Organism: Arabidopsis lyrata subsp. lyrata
Lineage: Eukaryota; Viridiplantae; Streptophyta; Magnoliopsida; Brassicales; Brassicaceae
Product: transcription factor bHLH121
Exons: 5
Coding region: 237-1100 (287 amino acids)
Biological process (GO): intracellular iron ion homeostasis
Molecular function (GO): protein dimerization activity; DNA-binding transcription factor activity
Source: RefSeq, a predicted model, not a curated record
UACACAUUUUUUUUUUCCUAAGAAUUUGUUACAGAAAGAAUAAUUUUAUUUAUAAUUAAAAUAAUUGUAAAAGUGGGGAUAAGAGAAAAUGGAAUAAUGCUUGUGAGCAGAGAGAGCGAGGAGGAGGCUAGAGAACGAGAAUCUUUCUUCGCCGAACCACCUUGUCUUCUCUUCUCUUAGCUCAUCGAAUCUCUCCGUCGCCGUCGCCGUCGAUUCGUCCCGCCGAAGGGGAAGUCAUGGACGUUUCUGCUAGAAAGUCGCAAAAAGCAGGGCGCGAAAAGUUGAGGAGGGAAAAACUUAAUGAGCAUUUUGUUGAAUUGGGAAAUGUACUCGAUCCAGAGAGACCCAAGAAUGACAAAGCCACGAUUCUGACUGAUACUGUUCAGUUGUUGAAAGAGCUCACAUCUGAAGUCAACAAACUGAAAUCUGAGUACACCGCAUUGACAGAUGAGUCCCGCGAGUUGACACAGGAGAAAAACGACCUGAGAGAAGAAAAGACAUCGCUGAAAUCAGAGAUAGAGAAUCUCAAUCUCCAAUACCAGCAGAGAUUAAGGUCAAUGUCUCCAUGGGGAGCUGCGAUGGAUCACACAGUCAUGAUGGCUCCACCACCCUCCUUUCCAUACCCAAUGCCUAUGGCUAUGCCUCCCGGGUCAAUCCCAAUGCAUCCAUCAAUGCCAUCUUAUACAUACUUUGGGACCCAGAACCCUAGCAUGAUCCCAGCUCCAUGUCCUACAUACAUGCCGUUCAUGCCUCCUAAUACAGUCGUUGAACAACAAUCCGUGCACAUUCCACAGAACCCGGGUAACCGUUCUCGGGAACCUAGAGCAAAGGUUUCAAGAGAGAGCAGAUCUGAAAAAGCAGAGGACUCCAACGAAGUUGCAACACAACUCGAGUUAAAAACCCCUGGAUCGACUUCUGAUAAGGAUACAUUGCAAAGGCCAGAGAAGACAAAGAGAUGUAAGAGAAACAACAACAACAACAACAACAACUCCGUAGAAGAAAGCUCUCAUUCUAGCAAAUGUUCAUCUUCUCCGAGCGUACGAGACCACAGUUCUUCCAGUAGCGUAGCUGGUGGCCAAAAACCUGAUGAUGCAAAAUGACUCGAAAGAAUUUGAUGACCAUCGCCUAAAUUGGCGUUUCGAUGAGUAUAUGCCGUUGUAUAUAUAUAUAUAUAUAUAUAUAUGUGAUUUCAAUUAUGAAAAGAACAUUGUACUAAAAUUAUGCAUGGUGGACGAAUGUUGUAAUAUAUGUGUCUAACAUAUAUUUACAUGGACGUACACAAUUCUACAGAAAGUUCUUAAUUUAAGCUUUAUAUUAAUCUUUUAA